Symbiodinium natans is the source of this 1371-nucleotide messenger RNA. Lineage: Eukaryota; Dinophyceae; Suessiales; Symbiodiniaceae. The record is from the annotation of a GenBank genome assembly.
AUGGGAGCUGGAGCAACUGUCGCCAGCAAUGUCAUGUCAUCCAUCAGGUCCAAGACGAUGAGUCGAGCCGUCUCCUCCUUCGGGCGAUGGACGCAGAGUCGCGCCGAGCCUGUGGAGGACCUGAUGCAGUCGCGGGUGGAGGCGCCCGCCACGAUCAUCGACCUCACUGGCAUUGAGAACCUGGGGUACAUCGCCGAUGUGUACAUGUUUGCCGACAGCUUGAUCGGGCGGUCGAUGAACACCCUGGUUCGCCUGUCCACGCACAAGUUGACGGGCUCGGCCAGGGCCAUCAAGCAGUACACCUUGAAUGUGCCGGGAGUCAACCUCGAGGCUCUCAAGCGUGAGGGGCUGCCGGGUGGAGGAAGAAAUGGUACAGCCGCCUUCAACCCUUUUGCCCUUCCUUCCACGAGUGCUCGGGCAGGCGUCUUGCAGGAUCACAGCUUCCAUGACUUCGCACACCGCACUUCAUCAACAACUGAAAAGCAUCACUGCGUCACCGCAUCACGUUCGUUGUACCUGCUAGUGGUGUCUGCUAACGCCAUCUGCCCGACUCAACGAUUUUCAUGGCUCCGCCUUCCUCCAAGCAUUUUUACAUGCGACUGCGGCCGCAGAUAUUCAUGCGGAUCGCUGGAAUCCGCUCGGGUUACCCAGCAUCGCUGCCAAAGCAACCACGUGGAAGAUGAGGACAUCACGCUGCCGACGGGGUCGGUUGGCAUCAACAACAUUCUGUGGGUGAUGCUGUCGCAUCAUGCCGCGCGACACCAUGCCACCAAUCUGCGAUCUCAGCUUAUAAAGCGUGGAGUGCCCAAAAGGCUGCUUUUGGUCAAACAGGGCUUCACACAUGGUAAGAUCAAAGAUGGCAAACGCCAUUUGCGGUAUAAUGAGAUGACCAUGUACUCCUUCUUUUAUCGUUGGUUGCCAGCAGUGGCCCAUUUUCUGCAAGGCGCGCGCUCAAAAAUUCGCUGCAUCAUGUAUGUAGAAUGCACAGCAAGGUGUGCAUUCCCACACGUCCGUAGCAUCCUGCCCUUGCUGAAUAAGAAGGACAACAGGCCAAUCAAGUGGCUGGGCUUCAGGAAAUGGCAUCCUCCCAAACCACAGAGGCAGCGGCAUGCACACCCAGUCUUCGAGGGAUCCAAGUUGAUCGCCUUCACUCGCUCAUCCCUAGUGCGGGUUCGCAACCAGCUGAAGAAGCACAAGCGCCUUGGCCAUCUGGAUCUCUGGAUGAGCAAGGUUCUGAAGCCUGACGAGUUCUUUGCCCCGGACACCUCCUUAACCUUCUCUUGCCGCCACACUUCCGUGUGUGGUGGAAGUGAAGCUGGCCCCAUCAAGCGUGCCAGAGAAGCCCCUGGGAGGCAGUCCAUGAAUCACUGA